CUAACUGAACUACAAAUCUCACGUAAAGCAACUACUUCCAGUCACUCUGCAAAAUACAGACUCAAUUUCCAGCCAUGGGAAGAUUCCGCGAGGGCAAGAAAAGGGGAGCUAUCCGAAAACUGAAAAACCCAACUAAGUUACUAAGUCCAGCAGUAGCAAAUGGGAACGGGAAAAACUCAAUGAGCAAUCUAAUGCUUCAAGGACCAUCAAUUGCAGCUGGAGGUCAUGUGGAAGGCUUUCGUAGCCAAAAACUGCAUUUACAAAUUGAAAUCAUUGAUAUUUAUUCAAGCUGUCCGGAAAGUCAGUUCAACAAGGUUGGGGAAGAUCAAGUAGGUACUCCCUCACAAGGUUCUAGCCCGGUUCCGGGUUUCAAAGGCCAC
Molecule: messenger RNA, 380 nt
Organism: Cuscuta epithymum
Lineage: Eukaryota; Viridiplantae; Streptophyta; Magnoliopsida; Solanales; Convolvulaceae
Source: the annotation of a GenBank genome assembly